Xenopus laevis (African clawed frog) is the source of this 5498-nucleotide messenger RNA. It is a transcript of the gene vav3.L, whose product is annotated as vav guanine nucleotide exchange factor 3 L homeolog. The transcript has 26 exons. Gene Ontology annotation, cellular component: cytoplasm; plasma membrane. Gene Ontology annotation, biological process: intracellular signal transduction; signal transduction; cell migration. Lineage: Eukaryota; Metazoa; Chordata; Amphibia; Anura; Pipidae. The record is from RefSeq and is a predicted model, not a curated record. Bases 854 to 3427 code for a protein of 857 amino acids. Gene Ontology annotation, molecular function: guanyl-nucleotide exchange factor activity; diacylglycerol binding.
AGAGGAGAGGGAGAGGCAGAAUGACAGAGGCGACAGCAGUGACACUGUGCUAGGCAAUGGGAAUGUCACUGGGACAGGGAGCUGAGGACCAGGCAGCUCGGAUAAAGCGAGGAAGAGAAAGAAGUAAUUGACAGGCUUAGUGAUAAUAGCGGCAGCGUAGGGCUGACUGGAAGCGACUGUGACAAUAUCUGUUUUGGGGCCGGCUGAGCGACAGAGACGCAGAAGAAAGCAGCACCGACACAAUCCCCAGUGUGAAUGGAUGGACAGCGGCAUAUAAGGGAGUGACAGUGGGCGGAGGGCAGAUCUGUGGCUGCACUAACCUCACACGGACUGGAUGAGCCCGGGCUGUAUUGUCCAUAGAGAGCCGCGGUAGCCAUAGCGGAGAAACCGGGCUAGAGAAGGGGGGAGAGCCAGUGGCCUUUGUGAAUAUGAAGUCUCUUGUAGCAUUUCAGCAGACUCUGCGCUGGGAGUGAGAAUGCGCCAGGACAAACGGCAGCCGCUGCAGCAGCCUCAGUGGGAACUGUGUACUGGAGCUUGGCCUGGGACUCAGGGAGGGGAAGCUGUAGCAUCAAGCACAGACUACUGUCUUCCUGGGCAUGUGGGCUUAGCACUCACAUAACAUUCAUCUCAUGCUUCUAUCGCUGCUUCUAGCCCAUGAAGCUUACACUGCACCACAGGCUCCUCUGUGUGUGUUCACUGUCUAGUUGGCUGCUGAGCUUCUACUGCUUAAUGGGUCCUCGACAUUGAACCAGUCACAUAUUCCAACUACCCAAACUACCCAAAUCACCUUGCCUGUUGCUGCUUCUAUUGCUGCCAUUUUCAUACUCCAGUAAGUCAUCUGUGUGGCAGCAUCAUGGAACCCUGGCGACAGUGUGCCCAGUGGCUGAUCAGAUGUAAGGUGCUGCCCCCCAAUCACAGGGUGACCCUGGACACAGCUCAGGUGUUUGACCUGGCCCAGACUCUCCGGGAUGGAGUGCUCCUUUGUCAGCUGCUUAAGAACUUGCAGGGCAGCUCCAUCAACCUGAAAGAAAUCAACUUGAGACCACAGAUGUCCCAGUUUUUAUGUUUGAAGAAUAUCCGAACCUUUCUGUCUGUGUGCUGCGAUGCAUUCAGUAUGAAGAAAAGUGACCUGUUUGAAGCUUUUGACUUAUUUGAUGUCCGGGAUUUUGCAAAGGUGAUUGAGACUUUAUCUAAACUCUCCCAUACAACCAUCGCUUUGUCAGUUGGAAUAAGGCCAUUCCCUACAGAGGAAAGUGUUCAGGAUGAAGAUAUUUACAAAGCUCUGCCAGAUUUAAUUGAUGAAUCUGGAGCAGAUGAAGAUGACGAGUUGUACUAUGACUGCGUUUAUCAGGAAGAUGAUGGAGGGGAAGUUUAUGAAGAUCUUAUGAAGGCUGAAGCUGCUUUGCCCAAUAGAUCUGCCGAGAGUGAUGUUCGGAGCUGCUGUUUGCUAGAAAUUAAACAGACUGAGGAAAAAUACUCAGAAACAUUAGACUCAAUUGAAAAGUUCUUCAUGGAACCUUUGAAAAAUUUUCUGCCACCAACAGACAUGCAGAAGGUGUUCAUUAAUAUUUCUGAGAUGGUAGAGGUACACAGGAACUUGAUGAAGGAAAUUAAGGACUCUGUCAACCACCGGAAUAGCCAGAAUCUUUACACAAUCUUCCUAAAAUAUAAAGAAAGACUUCUAAUUUAUGGGGAAUAUUGCAGCCAAGUAGAAUUAGCCAUAUCCAUUUUGGAUAACAUCUCCAAGACCAGAGAGGAUGUCCGAUUAAAACUGGAGGAAUGUUCUAAAAGAGCAAAUAAUGGAAAAUUCACACUGAGAGACCUCUUGGUAGUUCCGAUGCAGAGAGUUCUGAAAUACCAUCUACUGCUCCAAGAGCUGGUAAAGCAUACCACAGAUCCUACAGAGAAAAAUAACCUGCGUGUUGCUCUGGAUGCAAUGAAGGACUUGGCACAGUAUGUAAAUGAAGUGAAAAGAGACACAGAAACACUGCGGGAAAUUGAGCAGUAUCAACAUUCCAUCGAAAAUUUGAAUCAGCCCAUGUCACAGUAUGGAAGACCAAAGGUCGAUGGAGAGGUAAAGAUGAGUACACUGGACAAAAGAACACGACAGGACCGGUAUAUAUUCCUUUUUGACAAAGCUGUCAUUGUAUGUAAAAGGAGAGGCGAUAAUUAUGAAAUGAAAGAGAUUAUAGAUCUACAAAAAUAUAAGAUAACUAACAAUCCCAGUACAGACAAGGAAAACAAAAAGUGGUCCUAUGGAUUCUAUCUCACACACAUCCAGGGACAAAAUGGCUUUGAAUUCUUCUGCAAAACUAAAGAUUUAAAGAAGAAAUUACUGGAACAGUUUGAAAUGGCACUGUCUAACAUUCGUCCAGAAAAUGCAAAAGAAAAUUAUCAUGAGUUUCAGAUGCACUCAUUUAAAAGUGUUACUUCUUGUAGAGUCUGUCAGAUGCUGCUCAGAGGAACAUUCUUUCAGGGGUACCUCUGCCAGAAGUGUGGGACUGGUGCCCAUAAGGAGUGCUUGGGAAGAGUGGACACUUGCAGACGUGCAGAUUCUGGGAGUUUGAAGCAUGAGAAACCGAAUGGAACUCGAAGGCCAGUUAAAAAUCCCGACCCAGAUUUGCCAAAGAUGAAAGUAAUAAGAAACUACAGUGGAUUUCCCUCACCACCAGCACACAGCAGGCCCUCUCUCAGUAUGCAGAUAGGAGAUACCAUUGAAGUCCUGAGAGCUGAUCCGCACAUCUUAUUCUGGCAGGGUAGGAAUAUAGCCACAGGGGAGCUUGGCUUUUUCCCAAGUGAUGCUGUUAAGCCUUGUCCAUGUGUUCCAAAGCCUGUGGAUUAUUCUGGGCAGCCUUGGUAUGCAGGAGAUAUGGAAAGGGUGCAGGCGGAGAGUGAACUAACCAGCAGAGAGAACAGUACCUACCUCAUUCGGCAUAGGACAAAGGAGAGUGGGGAGUAUGCAAUCAGUAUCAAGUACAACAACGAAGUCAAGCACAUCAAGAUAUUAACGAGAGAUGGCUUUUUCCACAUUGCAGAAAAUAGGAAAUUUAAAAGUUUAAUGGAGCUGGUGGAGUAUUACAAACAUCAGUCGCUCCGGGAAGGCUUUAGGAGUUUAGAUACAAAACUUCAUCUGCCCUACAAGUUUCCUGAAAACCACACUGGACAUGCUUGCAACCGGACCUCGGGAAUGUCCACAUCUGUGCUGUGUGGGUUUGCUUUUGUUACUGCUCCUGAGUACAGCUUUGUGCCCCCCUCCACCACUCCCUUCUGGUCAGGUAGCUAUGCACUGCUUUCUACUCCUCCUGUCUUUCCACUCCCAUGUUCACCUCUUCUGGGCACUGCUUUCUACUCCUCCUAUAUUUCCACUUUUACAAUAAUUUCCUGCAAGCAAUGCUUUUUUUCUCCUCCUGUGUUUCCUCUCCCAUAAUUAUCCUUUGUUGGCAUAGCUUUCUACUCCUCCUGUAUGUUUACUCCAACACGCGCCAUUUCUCUGCACUGCUUUCUGUGUUUCAUUAUCACUUCAGUACUGAGCUGCAGUUGACUUACAUGAAGCACCAAGUGAUACGUAUGCCUCAAAAAGUCUGUAUAGUAGAGCACACUGGGCCUUUGCUUUACAACUGGGCAUACCAACAAGAUCCCCUUGUUUAGUAAGGAUGCCAGCAGAUUAGUGCCUGUUUUACCCACCCUUUCUUUGGGCUAAUUUGGGUUUAUCCAAAUGCUUGGCCCCAGGGCCAACUGCCAGAUCAUAAUUGAGAAUUGUUAAACUCACCAGGAGAGGACAGAAUCAGCAGGCCAAUGUGGUCCUCUCCACAUUGGAUAUUCUACUUCUUCUGUAGUUAUCUAGCUGAUCCUUUGAGUUGUUAACCCAGCAUUGUAAUGGAAGACUACAGGAAAAAAUAGCUACACAGUGAAUAUCAGUUAUUUAUAUUCUGCAGCUUUUUACUUUGUCUUUGUGACAAUUAAAAAUGACCCUGUCAUCAUUUCAUUUGCCAUUAUUCAGUCAUUCCCAUUUUAAUAACUGGAGAUAUCAUAAUUCAGUAAUUCAGCAUAUGGAAAUUGCCCAUGUUAUGUAGCAAAAUAUUGGUGAAAAUAUCAGCAUGUAUUAUUGGCAUUAGGGGCAGAGAUAGAACAAUGGAUAGUGAAGAAGAUAACAGAUGGGAAACAGUAGCCGGGAAAAAUCAAAAUAGGAAGGGCAAGGUAAAAGCUCAAGAUAAAGAAGGAGAGACAUUUAAAGGCAGAUUUAAGUGUGAAAUUAGAAUUUACCACUCUAUUCAUUCCUAUGAUAUUUUAAGAGGCAAAUUUAUUUAUGGGUGAUGGAAAUGUUUUUAUCCAAACUGAAAAGCUGGUAGUUCUUUGACACAUUUCAAGCAUUCUGUAUAUCUGCUCAUUUAUUUGCACACGCUCAAUAGCAAGAACUCUGAUAGGGGCUACAGGUUAGAAAUGGGGAUCAGAAUACAACUAUUUCAGGAAGGCAAAAGGUUAGAAACAUUGAUCCAUCUGAAAUUGGCAUAUUUGCCCCCAAAAUGAAUCUUUAUUCUAAAUGAAAAAUGUAAACUGUAAAACCAAAACAUUUUCAUUCUGGACACAGGACUCCGAGCUGACUUCAUAUAUCAUUAUAAACUUCUAUUUGUGGGUUGUAAAUGCACGAGUGCAGCUCAUUGAUUUAAUAGUAAAGUUUAGCAGCAUUGUUUUUAUUUACAGCAAAGGGUAUAAUGAGUAGCUACUGCAUGUACAAUAAUAUCAAAUAUCAAUGUAAAACAGGUAUAGUUGUGUUUUGCCACAUGAAGCAAAGUUAUAUAAGCAGUCACAAGAAGCGGACUUCAACCUGUCCCCCUGCAUUUAUUCUAUACCUCACCCUAGAAAGAAUAAGUAUUUCAGUAGGAAGGAGAAUAGAGAGAUAAAGCAGAAGGCAUUGGGAGAUGCAUUGUAUGUUGAUAAACUCCAGCUGCCAGCAUGUCUAAUGGCUGUCUGUUUCUGGCAUUGCUAUGUUAAGCAACUGGUUUUAGAUUCUCAGUCUUUUUCAACAAGUUUUUAAAUGAAGCUUGUACAUACUGAAUUAUUUCACAGUAAAACUUGUACAAAAGGUCCCUUUAACUUGGCACUAUACAAUCUACAUUUUCCUUUAAAAAAAGACUCUCUUUUUGCAGUAUAGAUUCAAAAAUAACCCACCAGAUAACUAGAUAUUCUUAUGUGGAGUUCUAUUCUACCAGAUAUGUUCCUAUUAUAACUGCUAUGGCUAUAAUCUAGAAUAAGUGUAUACAUUGCUCCUAGUUAUGUGUUUAUCAUAAUCAUUUAGCUGUAAUCAUCAACUAACAACCACCUGACUUAAACAUUCUGUGCCACACUCCUUAAUAAAGUGCAUACUGUUUGUUAAUUUGUAACCAUACGCAUGUCCUGCCAAUGAUGAAUCUGUUAUUAAUAUUUGACAUUUUGUCUAUGCACCCCCUUAAACAACAUGUAUUGCUAAUGAAUAUGUUGAUACAUAAACACUAUCUUGU